This is a messenger RNA of Cimex lectularius (bed bug), 1398 nucleotides long. RefSeq names its product SAGA-associated factor 29 (gene Sgf29). Gene Ontology annotation, cellular component: SAGA complex. The record is from RefSeq and is a predicted model, not a curated record. The transcript is spliced from 8 exons. Bases 275 to 1198 code for a protein of 307 amino acids. NCBI's taxonomy places the organism in Eukaryota, Metazoa, Arthropoda, Insecta, Hemiptera, Cimicidae.
UCAAAUCGAUGGAUGGCAUCGUCCACAAAUCCUUAGCCACGGUUACCACUUGAACGUUGGACACCGACUGUUUUGUUUUGAAAAGGUGUGAUUUUAGCGUUUGAAAGAACAUUUUUUUUAUUUAAUUAAAACAUUAGACGAAGCCAGGUUAAAGGACAGGACAUGCGACUAAGACCAUCUCUGGUAGUUGAUUCUGUGCUGGCUUUGAUAGUUAUGUGCUCCUGGUACUACGUAAUUUUGUCAGGAAGGUUUGUCGCUUCGCAGUAAAUCAAACAUGCCAUUUUCUCUUGAAGAUGCCGCUGUACAAGUGCUGAAAUUUCAGGAUAGGCUACGGACACUAAAUUCGCUACUACAUGACAUCGAGGCGGAAAGAGAGACAGGUGAAAAAACACUUGACACAAUUUCGAAAACUCAGGAUAAAAUCACACAGGAGGGCAAGCUAACAUCAUACAAUCAGCAAAAACUGAAAAACCUUUACCACAAUGCUAUCAGAGAUGCAACGCAGGAAGAGGAGUUGCUGAGACAAGCUUUGACGACAAUUAAUGAAAUUAGAACAAUCUGUAAUGAGAGGCGGUUGCAAGCAAGAAAUGGCGGACACAGGGAAAUAUUUCACAAAGGCACUCUCUUAAAGUCAUUGCAAAUCUCUGCACAGACUCUUCCCCUCUGGGUUGGAAAGCCCGGUAUGAAACCGCCGCCUCUGUGUGGCGCAAUACCAGCAGAACCAUCGUACAUUGCGAAGCCAGGAGACAUGGUCGCUGCACUGGUUAAAAACGUUGAGGCUGAAGAAGGCGAAGAGGACUAUAAUUGGAUUCUUGCAGAAGUUGUGACAUACAACAGUGCAACGAAAAAAUAUGAGGUUGAUGACAUCGAUGAUGAGCAGAAGUUGAGACACACUUUGAGCAAAUCAAGGGUCAUCCCACUGCCCUUGAUGAGGGCAAAUCCAGCGACAGAUUCAAACGCUCUUUUCCCCAAAGGAUCUAUGGUCAUGGCCCAUUUUCCCCGUACGACGUGUUUUUACAAAGCUCUGGUCAACCAACUUCCCGAGACUACUACUGACGACUACGAGGUGCUUUUUACUGACAAAUCUUACCCCGGUGGUUAUGCUCCACCAUUGAAGGUUCCUCAAAGGUACGUUAUUGAUAUUAAGGAAAAACCGUGUAGUUUGGACGCUACAAGUUCAGACAGUGAAUCUGACUGAAACAAAAAGUCAUUUUGAUUUUGUAAUUCAUUUCUCUACAAUAUUCUAAACUUAACUUUAUGUAAAACAAAAGAAAGUUUUUAUUUUAUUUUAUCUUUUUAUGGAAUAUUGACCUUCAAUUGUAUAAUCUUUAUGAUUUUACGUUUAAAUCAAAUUUAUGUAAAAAAAUCAGGAAAAAUAAUAAAAUAUUAAUGAAGAAA